Molecule: messenger RNA, 1565 nt
Organism: Helianthus annuus (common sunflower)
Lineage: Eukaryota; Viridiplantae; Streptophyta; Magnoliopsida; Asterales; Asteraceae
Product: heat stress transcription factor B-4
Exons: 2
Coding region: 434-1477 (347 amino acids)
Biological process (GO): regulation of transcription by RNA polymerase II
Cellular component (GO): nucleus
Molecular function (GO): DNA-binding transcription factor activity; RNA polymerase II cis-regulatory region sequence-specific DNA binding
Source: RefSeq, a predicted model, not a curated record
CCUUCUCUUGUGCGUGCGGGAGCGCGGCUUCAGGAAUAAAUUCAAGAUUCAUACCACUUUCACUUAUAAUAAAUACAUACAUACAUUCAGAACCUAGUGAGUGUGUGUAAAUGUGUGUGAGAGAGAGAGAGAUACACUGUGUGUGUCACGGGUUUAUCUUGAAAGGCUCUUAUUUCACAGUCCUAGACCAGACACACAGACACAUAUUCUCUCCUUCCUCUCUACAUAAUCGAGGCUACCCUGCCCUUCUUUCAUCUCUCUCCUCUCUCUCUCUAGAAGUUUUUAAAGUUCAAGAUUUGUACACACACACCGAACCCAUCUUCACCAACCCUGAAUCCAUCUCUCUUUCUCUCUCUAGAAUCAUUGUCUUAAACAAACAAGAAGUGGAGAGCACCAAUAAGAGUAAACUCGAAGAAACAAAGUUUUGAUUUAAAUGGCGAUGAUGUUGGACAACACAUGUGAUGGUGGGAUAUUAUUGUCAUUAGACUCACACAAAGCGGUUCCGGCACCAUUCUUAACAAAAACAUACCAGCUUGUUGAUGAUCCGGCAACCGAUCACAUCGUCUCGUGGGGCGAAGAUGAUACUACUUUUGUUGUCUGGCGGCCGCCGGAGUUUGCUCGUGAUCUGCUUCCGAACUACUUCAAACAUAACAACUUUUCCUCGUUUGUUCGUCAGCUUAACACCUACGGUUUUAGAAAAAUAGUACCGGAUAGAUGGGAGUUUGCAAAUGAAUUUUUCAAGAAAGGAGAGAAGCAUUUACUAUGUGAGAUCCACCGCCGGAAAACAUCACAACCACAAGUGGCAGUCAACCACCACCACCCCCACCCCUUCACCGGCAUUGGCGGUGGCAAUGGUUUCCAUAGUGGCACCGGUUUCUUUGCAUACCAAACAACACGAAGUAAUUCUCCACCAGAAUCCGACGACCAUUUAUGCUCACCCCUAUCCUCCCCCACCACCACCAACCCCACCACAACCACCGCCGCCGGAAUGCUUGGAAUCUUCAACAACGGACGUGGCAACUCCGUGACCGCGUUAUCCGAAGAUAACGAACGGCUACGGAGGAGCAAUAAUAUGUUAAUGUCCGAGCUUGCACACAUGAGGAAGCUUUACAAUGAUAUUAUAUACUUUGUACAAAACCAUGUGAAGCCGGUAACACCAAGUAAUUCAUAUCCUUCAUCUCUAUUAUAUUCCAACAAUUCAAAUGUGACCGGUUUGAUGCAAAAACAGCAGCAUGAUCAACAACAACAACCGUCUAAAGCACAACAUGUUCAUUCGAUAACAAUGAACAAUGUGGUUGAUGAUGUUCAUGUUAGUAGAUCAACAAAGCUGUUUGGAGUGCCGUUGUUGUCGAAGAAGAGGUUGCAUCCGGAGUAUGGGAAUAAUAAUAAUAAUGCAAUGGUGGAGACUCAUAAAGCAAGGUUGGUUCUUGAAAAUGAUGAUUUAGGGUUGAAUCUUAUGCCCCCUUCUCCUUGUUAACUUUUGUUCAUGUUUUUAGAAAGAACCCAUUGAUCAAGACAUCUUGUUUAGCUUAGUUAAACAAUAUUAUUUACUACUCCACUAUUUA